Apis laboriosa (Himalayan honeybee) is the source of this 377-nucleotide messenger RNA. RefSeq lists its product as uncharacterized. NCBI's taxonomy places the organism in Eukaryota, Metazoa, Arthropoda, Insecta, Hymenoptera, Apidae. The transcript has 3 exons. The record is from RefSeq and is a predicted model, not a curated record. The coding region runs from base 24 to 377 and encodes 117 amino acids.
ACGAAUAUAUCAAUUUCAACGAGAUGAAAUCGUAUUUUUUUAUAUUGAUAAUAUUGUUGCUUGUUAAUUGUAUCCAUACCUUAUCUGUGUAUGGAGAAAAUCGUGCUUCAGUUAUAAGCAACAACAAAAUUGAGAAAGAAAAAAUAGUUCGUGUUAAGAGAUCUCCUUUAAUUAAAUUACCUUUGCUCGUUGGAGCAACUAUAAUUGGUAAAAAAUCAUUAUUAUUGGGUGGUACUAUUCUUGGAGCUAAGGCUCUCGGCGUUGGACUUGUAGGAGUUGGUUUGUAUAAAGCUAAAUAUUAUGGCGGUGGCUAUGGAGCUAAAUAUGCGAGCUAUCAAUAUGCACCACUUACUUAUAUUGAAUCAAAUUGGGACUAA